Molecule: messenger RNA, 3666 nt
Organism: Lepidothrix coronata (blue-crowned manakin)
Lineage: Eukaryota; Metazoa; Chordata; Aves; Passeriformes; Pipridae
Gene: LRRTM3
Product: leucine rich repeat transmembrane neuronal 3
Exons: 3
Coding region: 510-2255 (581 amino acids)
Cellular component (GO): plasma membrane
Molecular function (GO): protein binding
Source: RefSeq, a predicted model, not a curated record
GCUCUCGGCAGGAGAGAGCGGGACUGCGCCGAGCGGGAUCCCGGCGAGAGCUCAUCCCACCUCCUGCGCUUCCAGAGCAGCUGCCCAGCCGGAUCGGGUGCUCAGGGAGGGAACCGCUGGGCUAUGGAAUACAGAUGUGUGAAUUCAGAUAGCUAAACGGUGCUUGGAGAAGGAAUCUAACAUGCUUCCCUAUAAAGCAACAUUUUAAAAGCCAGGUGCCUAACUAUAAAGAUGCAAAAACGUAAUAUCCAUGAAGAUCCUAUUACCUAGGAAGAAUUUGACAUUUUGCUGCGAAUGCUGUGUUGGGAUUGAUUUAUUCUUGGAGUGUUCUGCACGGCUGGCAAAGAAUAAUGUUUCAAAAUCGGUCCAUCUCCCAAGGGGUCCAAUUUUUCUUCCUGGGUGUCAGCGAGCCCUGACUCACUCCAGUGCAGCUGACAGGGGCUGCCAUGCUUGUGGCACACUAAGCAAAAAACAAAAGACCUAAGGACGACCUUUGAACAACACAAAGGAUGGGUUUCAAUGUAAUUAGGCUACUGAGCGGAUCAGCUGUAGCUCUGGUAAUAGCCCCUACUGUAUUACUGACAAUGCUUUCUUCUGCUGAACGAGGAUGCCCUAAGGGCUGUAGGUGUGAAGGCAAAAUGGUUUAUUGUGAAUCUCAGAAAUUGCAGGAGAUUCCCUCGAGUAUAUCUGCUGGUUGUUUAGGUUUGUCCCUUCGAUAUAACAGCCUCCAAAAACUAAAAUACAAUCAAUUUAAAGGUCUUAAUCAACUCACCUGGCUCUAUUUAGACCAUAACCACAUCAGCAAUAUUGACGAAAAUGCUUUCAGUGGAAUACGCAGACUAAAAGAGUUGAUCUUGAGUUCCAACAGAAUCUCCUAUUUUCUUAAUAAUACCUUCAGACCUGUGACAAAUCUCCGGAAUUUGGAUCUGUCAUACAAUCAGCUGCAGUCUCUGGGAUCUGAACAGUUCAGGGGCUUAAGGAAGCUGCUGAGUUUACAUUUGCGGUCCAAUUCCCUAAGAACCAUCCCUGUUCGAAUAUUUCAAGAUUGUAGGAACCUUGAACUGUUGGACCUGGGUUACAAUCGCAUCCGAAGUUUAGCAAGGAAUGUCUUUGCAGGUAUGAUCAGACUGAAAGAGCUUCACCUGGAGCACAAUCAAUUUUCUAAGCUCAACCUGGCACUUUUUCCAAGGCUAGUCAGCCUUCAGAACCUUUACUUACAGUGGAAUAAAAUCAGUGUGAUAGGACAAACUAUGUCCUGGACCUGGAGCUCACUACAAAGACUUGAUUUAUCUGGCAAUGAAAUAGAAGCUUUCAGUGGACCUAGUGUUUUUCAGUGUGUGCCCAAUUUACAGCGCCUCAACCUGGAUUCAAACAAGCUCACAUUUAUUGGUCAAGAAAUUUUGGAUUCUUGGAUAUCCCUCAAUGACAUCAGCCUUGCCGGCAAUAUAUGGGAAUGCAGCAGAAACAUUUGCUCCCUGGUAAACUGGCUUAAAAGUUUUAGAGGGCUGAGGGAAAACACCAUUAUUUGUGCCAGCCCCAAAGAGCUGCAAGGGGUGAAUGUUAUUGAUGCAGUGAAAAACUACAGCAUCUGUGGCAAAAGUACCACAGAAAGGUUUGAACUAGCCCGAGCUCUCCCAAAGCCAACGUUUAAACCAAAACUCACCAGGCCUAAACACGACAGCAAGCCCCCUCUGCCCCCGACUAUCGGAGCCACCGAAUCGAGCUCCGAGCCCGAGCACGACACAGAACACAUCUCCUUCCACAAAAUCAUAGCAGGCAGCGUGGCUCUUUUCCUGUCUGUGCUUGUGAUCCUGCUGGUGAUCUAUGUGUCAUGGAAGCGCUACCCUGCCAGUAUGAAGCAGCUGCAGCAGCGCUCGCUCAUGCGAAGGCACAGGAAAAAGAAAAGACAGUCGCUGAAGCAAAUGACUCCCAGCACGCAGGAAUUUUAUGUAGAUUACAAACCCACCAACACCGAGACCAGCGAGAUGCUGCUGAACGGAACGGGACCCUGCACGUAUAACAAAUCAGGCUCCAGGGAAUGCGAGAUACCAUUGUCUAUGAAUGUGUCAACAUUUCUUGCCUAUGAUCAGCCCACGCUCAGUUACUGUGGAGUGCAUCAUGAACUGCUUGCUCACAAGCCCUAUGACUCAAAUAACCAGGAAGAAACAGUGGAAACACACCUAGAGACUGAUCUGGACCUGAGCACAAUCACCACAGCAGCCCGGAUCAAGGACCACAGUCAGCAGUUGGCUUGAAUGGGGGCCGGGAGGUUUUUUUGUUGUCGGGGUUUUUUUCCUGUAGCAGAGGCUGCAACCAAAUUCUAUGUAACAGUAUGGACAGAAGUGAGAAGACAUAAUACUAUGGAUUCUAAGAUUCCUGUUCAAAUUAAAAACCAAUCACAAAGAUUAAUUGUUUCAAGUCUACAAUUUGUAAUUAGUUAAGUUGUGCAGUAUUUUUUGACUUCAGAGUCUGACCCUUGAAGUGAAUCUUUUUCAAAACUCAUCCUACCUACCUGUAUAAACUGUACAGAUGUAAUGUAUUUUUCAUAUUGUAAAGUUUCAAUUACCAAGAACAGCUGGUAUGUACAGUGUCAUAAUUUAAUUACAUCUUAUUUUACAAGUUUCAGUUUCUAAAGUUUCAAAUUAACAAGUUAUUUCUUGUGUUAUUCAGUUACUCUGUUUUGUAGGGAUCAUUUUGUUACUGCUUUUGUGCCCAGAAAACUUUAACCUAAAAUUCUGUCCUUUGCAGAAUAUGCACCAUUUUUACCGUGUUUAAUGUGUAGAAUUUUAUCUACUGGUUCCAGAGGGAGGGUUUAACUAUUCACUUCUAAGAAAUUCUUGAAAUAUAUAGCCAAGUUUUCCUAGAAAUGAUAAUUUAAAAAAAAAAUUUAAAUUCUCCUCAAACUUACCUGUUGCCUUGAAAUACAGCCUGAUUUCUAAGUCACAAAAAUGUAUCGACACAUUUUAACAACAAAGUUUAUGUAUGCAACUCUUAGCUAGGGCUGGUGAUGUCUUGUAAAGUCUCAGUGUUCUGCAAGACAAUAUGGACAGGAGACUUCAAUAAGCAGCUACAAAACCUACUGUGAAAGUAGAGUCUGCCAGAUCAGGCACUUGCACUUCUUCUUAAAGACAAAUGGGUCCAAAAUCUACUUAUGCCACAGACAGCUGCUGACAGAAGUGGCAACAGAAACAAGCCCUUACACUACUCAGAAAAUGUAAAAUAUUAAUCAAAAGUAAGAAACAUCUAUUUGCUGAAAAAUAUAGUAAUUUGGAACAAAUGGUACAGGUUAAUAGGCCCUUAGCAUUGUGAUACAGCAAGCUAAGGAAAAAAAACCACCAAAACCUUUAAAUAAUAAAAAAAAAUUAAUUCAUUAUUACGUCUUUACCAAUUACUACAUUACCUUUUUGUCUAUCAAUAUCUGGGUCAAAGCAUUCUUAUAUCCCAUUCUUUGGUUUUAAAUCCUCAAGGCUUCUCAAUACUGUAUGAGAGUAACUUUUAUACCAAUACCCUCAUGUCGUAAUCAUCAAAGAUCACAGAAAUUAGGUACACAUUAUAUCAUGCCAACUUGGUGAAAUUCAAAAGGGAACGUGAGCCUUCCAAAAUAUAGGAGAAAAACGUUUCAUAUGGUGAAGCAACUUUUUUAUAAUAAAGAGAAAUUAUAUAACC